AGGUCUCACCUGCAACCACCUGCUGCAACCGGGUAAUUCUGAACACCUGUUGAAGCACGGACUCUGAACUCUAGAUUGACAGGCAGGGGUGGGGAAAAGAGACUAGGAAUCUGAAUUGUAGGAGAGUAUUUUAGGGGAUCUUGUGCAUACUAGAUUUGGGAGUCAGGAGACAAAGCUGAUGGUGCUAAGUGUCCGGGUUUUUGUCCCUAGCUGUGUGUGCAAAGUGUUACUGCGGAACUGCUUCCUCCUAAAGGGACCUUCUGGAAAUUUCUCUGGACACCAGUGGUCAUUGAUAAACCCAGUGGUCCUGGAGCUUUCCAGGUUUCCAAGCAGGUUGAUUUCAAGAUAACAUGUCGGCUCCAGUGAAAGAAAGCCUUCAGCUUCAGCUGCUGGAGAUGGAGAUGCUGUUUUCUAUGUUUCCCAACCAAGGAGAAGUAAAACUGGAAGAUGUAAAUGUCUUGAGGAAUGUAAAGAGGUAUCUGGAAGGCACAAGAGAGGCGCUACCACCAAAUAUCGAAUUUGUGAUUACGCUUCAGCUCGAGGAGCCCAAGGUGACAAUUGAUUUGCAAGUUACCAUGCCUCACAGCUACCCCUACGCAGCAUUAGAGCUGUUUGGACGGUCAUCUGAACUUGACAGACAACAGCAGCUACUUCUCAACAACAGUCUCACUUCUUACAUAGGUACUUUUGAUCCAGGUGAACUCUGUGUAUGUGCAGCGAUCCAGUGGCUACAGGACAACAGUGCAUCCUAUUUCCUGAACAGAAAGCUCACAUAUGAACCAUCUACACAAACAAAGCCAGUCAAGAACACAUUCCUCCGAAUGUGGAUCUACAGUCACCACAUAUAUCAGCAGGACCUAAGGAAAAAGAUUUUGGAAGUGGGGAAAAGGUUAGAUGUGACAGGAUUUUGCAUGACAGGAAAGCCUGGAAUAAUCUGUGUGGAGGGUUUUAAGGAUCACUGUGAGGAGUUCUGGCACACAAUUAGAUACCCCAAUUGGAAGCACAUUUCCUGUAAGCAUGCCGAGAGCAUGGAGACAGAGGGAAAUGGUGAGGACCUGCGCCUUUUCCACUCUUUUGAAGAAUUACUUCUUGAGGCCCAUGGUGACUAUGGACUGAGGAAUGAUUAUCACAUGAAUCUGGGCCAGUUCCUAGAGUUUCUCAGAAAGCACAAAAGUGAGCAUGUUUUUCAGAUAUUAUUUGGUAUUGAAAGCAAAAGUUCAGGGUCCUAGGAAUCUAUUAAGAGGCCUAUACCUAUAAUUUCACUAAGUUAUUUUUGUCAAUAAAACCAAAAUAAGAAGGCUGGUGGCUAUAUAGCAUCCUCAGUGAGAAACCUAGAUCCAGAAUUUUCCACUAAUGAAACAAAUAGGCCUUUCAACUUUGUAUCAGUGUGAAUGUGAUGUUACCCCUAGGUUGCUGUGUUGUCAUUUGAAUACUAUUUCAUUGAAAAUUAAUUUUAAAAA
Molecule: messenger RNA, 1460 nt
Organism: Castor canadensis (American beaver)
Lineage: Eukaryota; Metazoa; Chordata; Mammalia; Rodentia; Castoridae
Source: RefSeq, a predicted model, not a curated record